CAAGAAUCUGUAUUCUCUACAACUGUGUUCUUACAAUUUCGCUCAAACAACAUUUUCCUUGAGGCCUGAUAAGAUAAUAAGAUAAGUAAAACUCGAAUCCAGAAGAUAAUUAGAUGACAACAGAUAAGUAGAUAUUUCAGAAAAUAAAUGGUAACCAUUCUGGGAUUUAGUAACAUGAGCUGGCUCAUUGUGUUCUGCUCCACAUUACAUAUCACUUUGCCAAAGGAGAAAGGUAUGAAUGGAACAUCUGUUGAGAACUUUGACUGUAUUCUUCGCUCAUAUACAUUUAAGAAUCCUACCAUGAAUUGUACUUGGAAUGCGGGCAAAAAUGCUCCUCCAGCCCAGUAUUUUAUGUACUUAGCAUAUAACAAGGCUACAGAUAACGAGUGUCCACAUUACAUAAGUAACUCAUCCGAAAGACACAUUGGUUGCUACUUCCCUGAAGUGAUAGCAAAUCAAUAUUCCGUGUAUAUUACAGUAAAUGGAUCAAGCAGAGUAUCUCCAAUUCAGUAUGUUGAUACUUUUCGACUUCAUGACAAAGAACAGUUUCGACCUCAAAAUAUUACUGUGGAUUAUAGCUUACCCUUUUAUAGAGUCCAGUGGGAACCUCCUCCAAACUCUCGUAAACAUGGAAGUGUAUGCUUUGUGUUCCAAAUAAAGGAUGAACGCAAGAAUACAAUCAUCAAUGUAACAGGAAAAACAUAUGAUUUCCCAAAGCCUUCAAAAUAUAUCUUGAGAAUUCGCGCAUUUGGAGACAUUACAUGUCCAAUUUCAAAAAAAAUGAAUGGAGAAUGGAGUGAACCUAUUGAGUUUGGUACUGAUCCUGAUACAUUCCCUACACUGCCUUUUGUCUUUGCUGCACUUGGAACCAUAAUAAUAAUUGUGCUUUUGACUUUGAUUUGUAAAAGGAACCACAUAUGGGAAAAACUUACUGAUCCAGUUCCUCAACCAAAAGAUAUAAUGUGGCAACAUGAGAAGAAUUGUGAGAAGUGGAUGACCCCAGUACCAAUAGCAGGUGAAUCAAUAACAGUGAUUGAAGAAAUGGCUGCCAUCUCCCCAAAAGUAUGAGGCAUUGUCUGCUACAAAAAACCCUACUCCAAUAAAAUAGUAAAAGAAAAUCUGUGUGUAUGUGUAUGGCUUAUCCGUUUCUUUCAAAACAGGAAUGCAUUUGUAUAAAUUUAGACAGUGGGAUUUAAGAAUAACAAUCUGCUACUAGAGGCUGUCAAGCAAGAACUAAAGCAAUUAAUUUUUCCAAGGUGUCACAUGAGAAACUGGGACUGUUGUGGAGGAUGGAACUAUGUGAAGGUACAUAAUAUGCAGACACAUACAUACAUUGAAUUAAAAGUCAAAAUAAAAGACAAGGGCAGCCAAAGGGCCAUAAAAUGCCCAGGUCUGGCUAGAUUCAUCUGUGCAAAAGGAAUCAACUUGCCUUAAAAAAAUCUCUGUGGAUGCUUGAAUGUGGGAUAAUUUGCACAAGCAAAUUCUGUUAGUACUU
Messenger RNA from Thamnophis elegans (Western terrestrial garter snake), 1495 nucleotides. RefSeq names its product granulocyte-macrophage colony-stimulating factor receptor subunit alpha-like. Gene Ontology annotation, cellular component: external side of plasma membrane; membrane. Gene Ontology annotation, biological process: cytokine-mediated signaling pathway. The record is from RefSeq and is a predicted model, not a curated record. Gene Ontology annotation, molecular function: cytokine receptor activity; protein binding. NCBI's taxonomy places the organism in Eukaryota, Metazoa, Chordata, Lepidosauria, Squamata, Natricidae.